Mustela lutreola (European mink) is the source of this 3328-nucleotide messenger RNA. RefSeq names its product DTW domain containing 2 (gene DTWD2). Lineage: Eukaryota; Metazoa; Chordata; Mammalia; Carnivora; Mustelidae. The coding region runs from base 102 to 1013 and encodes 303 amino acids. The record is from RefSeq and is a predicted model, not a curated record. The transcript has 6 exons.
UGCGUGCGUGACGCCGCGCGGCGCGAGGCGGUUUCUCCAGCGUGUGGCGCCCCCCGGCGGCAGCGAGGGCUCAAUGUGACAGCGGGACCUGAGCGCCGGCCAUGGAGCCGCAGAAAGAGGCGCGAACACUCGGGGACCCCGUCGCGCGGUCGUCGGGGCCCUCGAGGUCUCAAACGCCUAAAGACGAGGAGCGGCGGGACGGCGACACAGCGCCGGCGGAGGCUUCCCUGGACGCGGAGGCGGACGGCGCCUUGGCUGACAGCGCCUUUGCGGACGCGCUGUGGGAGCUGCCGGUAGAGCCCGCCGAGCGGAGGCCCGAGUGCAGCCGCUGCAGCCGGCCUCAGAAAGUAUGUUUGUGUCCAUUUCUACCGUUGCAUCCUCUGCACAUCUCUACUCAUUUAUACAUAAUUCAGCAUCCAGCCGAGGAAAGCAAGGUGUUGCGGACAGUUCCCCUAUUAGCAGCAUGCCUCCCCCAGGACAAGUGUAAAGUCAAGAUUGGUCGUCGCUUCAGUGAAGAAAGAGAUCCUGAACUUUCAACUAUUUGUCGGAAGUCUGAUACAUUAAUAUUAUAUCCAGGGGCCGAAGCUACUAAUUUGGAAGAAUUUAUAUUAGAAUCUCCUAUUUAUCCUUCCACAAUCAUCAUCAUCGAUGGUACAUGGAGCCAGGCUAAGGACAUUUUCUAUAAGAAUUCUUUGUUCCGACUCCCCAAACAGGUGCAGUUAAAAACUAGCAUUUCUAGUCAGUAUGUAAUUCGGACACAACCAACUAAUAGGUGCCUUUCUACACUGGAAUGUGCAGCUGCUGCUCUUUCCAUUUUGGAGAAAAAUAAUUACAUACAAGAGACUUUGCUUCGUCCUCUUCAAGCUUUAUGCUCUUUCCAGCUUCAGCACGGUGCUCAAAUUCGCCUCAGCAAGGAACACCUUCUGAAGAAUGGAUUAUAUCCUAAGCCAAUGCCAAAGAACAAACGCAAACUCAGGAAAAUGGAACUGUUAAUGAACAGUGUUAAAAUUUAGUACUGUUGUUUCAUGGUGCUAGUUAUGAUGUCUUCCACUGAUAAGACCAGGUGAAGUUUUCAGAAGAUUUAUGACUAUCUGAAUAAUAAGAUUGGCAUACUAAACUUGCCCAGAAGAAGGAAGUAAACCAAAUAACCAUAAAACAAAUAAAAAAGAAAAAUUCACUGACUCCAUUAAAAGCAAGGUUUCAUAGUGUAUUUGUUUUAAAAAAUGUGCCUCUAAAACAUUUUUUCAGAUCCAUUGUUUGAAAUGUGAUUAGUUGUUGAGUGAGGUUAGAAGUUCUUUUUUAUAAAAUGGAAAGAAAUUAUUGCACCUGAUCGGGGCAGUAGUCUUUUCAUUAAUUUAUAGAUAGGUGUAGAUCUCUAAUAGAGGGCGCUCAAAUCAAUAUGCAAUCCUGUACAUAAACUUUAUAGUUUUUAAUAAGUAACAAAAAUAAUGAUCAUCAGGUAGUUGAGAUUGAAUUAAUUUAUUUCCUAGAAUACUAUAACAGAAUAAGGAAACUAAAUAUAUUUUUUAGCUAAAUAUAUUCAAAUUUAGCUAAAUUUGAAUUCAGCUAUUUUGAUUUAAGUGUUCUACUAAUUGCCUGGAUUUUUUGGUAUUAGAGUACAAUUGGAGUAUAAAAUUAUAUUAGCUUCAGGUGUUCACCAUAAUAAUUUAGUCUUUAUAUACAUUGCAAAAUAAUCACCACACAAUAAGUCCAGUCAACAUCCCUACAUAUCUAUGAAAUUUUUUUUCUUAUAAUGAGAAAUUUUAAGAUACACUUCUUUAACAUCUUUCCAAUAUGCAGUAUUUGCAGUUUUGCAGAAUUAUUAACUAUAGUCACCAUGUUUUAUUUUACAUCCCCAGACUUUAUUUUAUAACUGGUAGUUUCUUCCUUUUGCCCACCAUUCACCCUCUGCCUCCAGCAACUGCCAGUCUAUACACUAUAUCUAUGAGCUUGGUUUUUUUUUGUGGUUUUUUUUUUUAAGGAUUCCACAUAAAAAUGAUAUCAAAUGAUACUUAUCUUUCUCUUUGUGACUUAUUUCACUGAGCAUUAUGCCUUCCAGGUCCAUCCAUGUUGUCAGAAAUGACAAGAUUUCAGUCUUUUUUUUAAAUGGCUUACUAAUAAUCCAUUUCAGUUAUCCUUUGAUGGCUGUUUAGGUUAUUACCCUACCUUGGCUGUUGUAAAUAAUGCUAUAGUGAACAUAGAGAUAUAUCUUUUCAAGUUAAUCCGUUUGUUUUCUUUGGCUAAAUAUCCAGAAAUGGAAAUACUAGACCAUAUGAUAGUUCUAUUUUUUACUUCCUAAGGAGCCUCCAUACUCUUUCCCAUAGUGGCUGCACCACUUCACAUUCCUGCCAACAGUGCACGAGGGUUCCCCCUCGUUUUCCAUGUCAGCCCUUGUUAUUUCUUGUCUUUUUAAUACUAGGCAUUCUGACAGGUGUGAGAUGAUGUCUUAUAUCUCUUUGUGGUUUUGAUUUGUAUUUCCCUGAUGAUGAGUGAUAGCAAUCAUCUUCUCAUGCACCUGUUGGCCCUCUCUAUGUUUUAGAAAAAUGUCUAUUCAGGUCCUCUGUACAUUUUCCCCCAUUUUUAAAUCAAAUUGUUUGUGGGUUUUGGUUUUUUUCUAUGAAUUAUAUGAGUUCUUUAUAUAUUUUUGUUAUUAACCCCUUAUCUGAUAUAUGAUUUGCAAAUAUUUUCUCCCGUUCCAUAGGUUGCCUUUUCAUUUUGUUGAUGGUUUCCUCUGUUGUGCAGAAACUUUUUAGUUCGAUGUAGUCCCCCUGGUUUAUAUUUACUUCUGUUACUUGUGCUUUUGGUGCCUGAUUUAAAAAACCAUUGCUAAGAUUGAUGUCAAAGAACUUACCACCUUUUUUCCCCUAGUUUUAUGGGUUUCAUUUCUUUUAUGCAAGUCUUUAAUCCAUUUGGAAUUAGUUUUUGUGUGUGGCAUAAGAUGGUCGUCCAGUUUCAUUCUUCUGCAUGUGGUUGAAGCUUUCCCCAGCAUCAUUUGUUGAAGAAACUGUCCUUUCCCCUCUUUCCCCUUUCCCCAUAUUUUUGGCUCCUUUGUCAGAAAUCAGAAAUCAUUUGGUCAUGCAUGUGUGGGUUUAUUUGGGAGCCCUGUUCUGUUCCAUAGAUAUAUUUGUGUGUUUUUAUGCCAAUACCAUACUGUUUCGAUAACUAUAGCUUUGCAAUGUACUCUGAUUUCAUACUCCCUCUUUGUUUUUGUUUCUAAAAGUUGCUUUGGCUCUUUGGGGUCUUUUAUGGCUCCUUCCAAAUUGCAGGAUUGUUUGUUCUCUGUCUGUGAAAAAAUGCCAUUGGACUGUUGAUACAGAUUUCAAUGACU